AUGCACAGAACUAGGCUGAGCCUGGACGGUCUUGCCAUGAGCCCGGAGAAGGUAGCGAAGCUACGACGGUGGAUUCUGAGCCUUGUGACCGUCAACUUCGACCUGGAUGUCGGACCGAAGAUCACUAGCAUGUAUCCUCCUUUGGGCCUCACUCAUGCUGAGGCGCAGAAUAUUGCUUUUUCGUCCUUCCCAGACUCCGCUCACUUUGAAGAGGGUUCGCAGACGCAUUCAUUCCGCAUGCGUCUUCGAAGUCAUGUAGACGGAGAACCUCGGGAAUCGGACGCUCCUCGACCCACCACUUUGGACGGGUUCAUAUACGGAUUCUCCUGUUUCACGCGAACCAAGGAUGCUUCGUCAAAACGAGGGUACCAACAGACAUCAAUUGUAGUUCUAUCACAUCUCGCAUACCCAAACCUCUUCUAUACCCUAAUUUCCAAGCUUGCACCAUCAUUCAUGACUCACGGCGGUCCUAUGCUGGAGGCGGCAUGCCACAACAUAUCCAACUGGUCAGAUCCUCUUCCUGGAACUACUUCUGAACUGGGGUUCCUUGGCACCGUCCUUCAUGUCGAGCUACCAGAGGCCAUCGAGACGCAACAAUCGAUGUCAGCCAUUACACCAGCUCGUUUGAACGAAACAGAUCUACAGAUUCUGGCGUCCAUAUGCCCUUCGGAUCUUCCUAUGAUCAACCACUUCGAAGCCGUAGUGUCGCAUUUGUGGUCCAUAUGGGAAUGUGUGGUUCUCAGCGAGCCCAUGUUGAUAUUCAGCCCAUCACCAGCCAUGUCAAGUGCAGCGGUGUGGUGGCUACGAGAUCUUAUUCGCCCGAUACCGCUCUCUGGAGACUUCCGGCCGUUUUUCACAAUACACGACGCCGACCAUAUUGCCCUGGUGAAUCCCCGGACACCGCCCUCCGGAUUAUUGAUCGGUGUCACAAAUCCAUUCUUCGAGAGAGCAUGCAAGCACUGGCCAAAUAUUCUUAGCCUUGGCCGCGCUCUGCCCCAGCCCGCUCUGAAGAACGGAUCCGCGUCGCCGGGAAUCGUGGUUGGCCCCGCACCCGGCUGGAAAUCCACACAUAAACGAUACACAUCGCGAGACCAUGCUGUGCUCAAGCAAUUGGAACAGGCAUGUCGAGGUUCCGAACCAGCUCGACGUGCGGCGUCGGAGGCAAUGCGUCAACACUUCACUGCGCGGACGAACGCCCUCUUGGUUCCUUUGCAAAGAUACCUCCAGACACUCAUUCCCACCCCGAGCGAGUCACGCUCCAAUCUGAGCGCAGCCGCACGACUGAAGCCAUUCCAAGAUGCUGCCUUUUUCGCUUCGCUCAAAGCCCAUGGUUCGCCUCUACCUUUCAAGAGUAAUACGAAGCAGCGUGAAUUCUACGAGCGAUGGCUUCGUACCCCUGCUUUCGGGGUGUGGCUCGCGAGACAGGAAGAGGUCGUACAAGGCGUAUUGCAAAGUAUGUCGUAA
Epithele typhae is the source of this 1464-nucleotide messenger RNA. RefSeq names its product DUF1630-domain-containing protein. Gene Ontology annotation, molecular function: guanyl-nucleotide exchange factor activity. Bases 1 to 1464 code for a protein of 487 amino acids. Gene Ontology annotation, cellular component: recycling endosome. The transcript has 9 exons. The record is from RefSeq and is a predicted model, not a curated record. NCBI's taxonomy places the organism in Eukaryota, Fungi, Basidiomycota, Agaricomycetes, Polyporales, Epitheliaceae.